CAACAGGGUGGAAAAAGAUGAAUUUAAACACAGAAAUAUGGAGGAUUAGAUCAACUUGCCUUCAAUCCAAGUCUGCAGUUAGGGAGUGUAUAUUAACAAAUUCUUACCCUUCCCCUUCCAACCUGGAGAUCAACUGCUCAGGUAACACCACACCAGGCAAUACUUCAGCUAUCUGUAAUCUCAGUCUUUUCGCUUGCAUUUACAUUUCACAAAUGCUUUUGUUCAAAGGACGUCCAAACGAGCUAGCAUCCAAUCUACAGUAGAUCCAGGAGAAGUCAUCAAGAAUAAGAGCUUAGUUUUACAUUCCAUCUGACAGUGCAACAUGGUUGCAAGUGCAUGAAGCAAUGCAUAGGUUUAUGGGAAAUGAAACGGCAGCAUUGAGUAAGUUAUCUUACUCAGCCAGCAUGGAGAACUACGCCUGGAUGUACCCGACUCAGAAUUAAUUCAGCUGAAUCAGAUUUGGCUGUUCAAUACGAAUAUGAAAGUGCUUUGUUUUAUGACCCACCCAUCCACCCUGACCUUUUCCCUAAGCAGUCCACAGCGCUUUGAUACAGCAGCAGUGUAUGUGUUACCUACAGCUGUAUGACUCAUGAGCAGCCUGAUACGUUGGACAUUUUAUAUUCUGGUUGGGCAACACAAGGCCCUGAUCAGACGGAGCGCGCUUUAUCAGCCUUGGGCAGUUUUUUCAAGAAAAUUGAAGUGUUGUGCUCAAUGCUUUUGCCCUGCUGAGCGCCUCAUAUUUUUCUACUCUAUGCGCCUUGCAUUCUUGCAGGAGUGCCCUGAACGCCUUGAGUUGAAAAAACUUCAACUCAGAGAGAAAAAGUGCCCAAAGCCAGUGAUUUGGUGGUUGCCUAGCAAAAAUAAUAAAAACACCCAACUGCCAGCGCUAUUGUAAGGUGUCAGUGUUAUUUUGCCAUGCCAUACUUUUAUACACUUUCAAUUCUCUGUCUGCAUGUUUUUCUGUCUCUCUUUCUCUAUCUCUCUCUCUCUUCUUCAGACUCUGUCAGGCUGGUGAAUAGGACUAGUUUGUGUUCAGGCAGACUGGAGGUGAAGUCUAACCAGUCUACCCAGUCGUGGUCCUCAGUGUGUGAAGAUGACUUUGACCUGCAGGAUGCAGAGGUGGUCUGCAGGGAGCUUGGCUGUGGGGCUCCUUCAGUCCUCCAGGGGGCGCUCUAUGGAGACAUGGAGGCUCCAGUGUGGACCAAAGAGUUCCAGUGUAGAGGCCAGGAGUCUGCUCUGCUGGACUGUGAGAGCUCAGAUAGAAACACCUGCUCUUCUGGCAAAGCCGUUGGACUCACAUGCUCAGAGCCCGAUAAUAUGCGGUUGGUGAGAGGAACCAGUUGCUGUGCCGGUGGACUGGAGAUAAAGAAAGAUGGAGAGUGGAGUAAAGUGGAUGUUGAUGAUCAUUCAGCCUGGAAUCUAAAGGCAGCCGACGUAGUGUGUAGACAUCUUGACUGCGGCUCUGCUGUUUCAACAGGGUGGAAAGAGAUGGCUUUCAACACAGAAAUACGGAAGAUUAGAUCAACUUGUCUUCAAUCCAAGUCUGCAGUUAGGGAGUGUAUAUUAACAAAGUCUUACACUUCCCGUUCCAACCUGGAGAUCAACUGCUCAGACUCUGUCAGGCUGGUGAAUAGGACUAGUCUGUGUUCAGGCAGACUGGAGGUGAAGUCUAACCAGUCUACCCAGCCGUGGUCCUCAGUGUGUGAAGAUGACUUUGACCUGCAGGAUGCAGAGGUGGUCUGCAGGGAGCUUGGCUGUGGGGCUCCUUCAGUCCUCCAGGGGGCGCUCUAUGGAGACAUGGAGGCUCCAGUGUGGACCAAAGAGUUCCAGUGUAGAGGCCAUGAGUCUGCUCUGCUGGACUGUGACAGCUCAGAUAGAAACACCUGCUCUUCUGGCAAAGCUGUUAGACUCAUCUGUUCAGACCCUGAUGUCAGGUUGUCAGGAGGAGCCAGUAGCUGUGCUGGUACGCCAGAGAUGAAACAACAGGGACAGUGGAGACCAGUGAUUGACUGGGAUUCUGAAUGGGACCAGAAGUUAUCAUCUGCAGUGUGUAAACGGCUGGACUGUGGUUCUGCUGUUUCCACAAACAUCAGCAGCAGCUCUUCAGAAACAACUGUGUGGGGGAUCAGUCGUUCUUGUGUUCAGUCUGAUUGGAUAGUACGGGAGUGUUUAUGGUUAACAAGUACCAGGAAAAGCCCCACAAACCUGGAGGUGGUCUGCUCAGAUUUGCUGACUCAGCCAAACAUCUCCUUCUCUACCCACAUUGACGGGGUUUCUGAGGCCACGCAGCAGGGGUUGCGAGUGCUCAUGGGCUCAGACUUCACCAUCAGCUGCUCCAUCCUGCCACAGUACCCAGGAGGCUCCUUCCAGCUCAUCUUCAACACCUCCGACCCAGAACAGAAGACCUACACCCUGCCAGCUGUCAAUCACUCAGCCCACUUCCUGUUCUCUGCUGCAGACUCCACCCACCGAGGGGAGUACCGCUGUGUUUAUCACCUCUACGUUUUCUCCCAUAACUUCUCUUCUGAGAGCCGGCCGCUCCAUCUCACUCUCGCAGAUUUGCUGGCUCAGCCAAACAUCUCCUUCUCUACCCACAUUGACGGGGUUUCUGAGGCCACGCAGCAGGGGUUGCGAGUGCUCAUGGGCUCCGACUUCACCAUCAGCUGCUCCAUCCUGCCACAGUACCCAGGAGGCUCCUUCCAGCUCAUCUUCAACAACUCCGACCCAGAACAGAAGAACUACACCCUGCCAGCUGUCAAUCACUCAGCCCACUUCCUGUUCUCUGCUGCAGACUCCACCCACCGAGGGCAGUACCGCUGUGUUUAUCACCUCUACGUUUUCUCCCAUAACUUCUCUUCUGAGAGCCGGCCACUCCAUCUCACUCUCGCAGAUUUGCUGGCUCAGCCAAACAUCUCCUUCUCUACCCACAUUGACGGGGUUUCUGAGGCCACGCAGCAGGGGUUGCAAGUGCUCAUGGGCUCCAACUUCACUAUCAGCUGCUCCAUCCUGCCACAGUACCCAGGAGGCUCCUUCCAGCUCAUCUUCAACACCUCCGACCCAGAACAGAAGACAUACACCCUGCCAGCUGUCAAUCACACGGCCCACUUCCUGUUCUCUGCUGCAGAUCCCACCCACCGAGGGGAGUAUCGCUGUGUUUAUCACCUCUACGUUUUCUCCCAUAACUUUUCUUCUGAGAGCCAGCCACUCCAUCUCACUCUCGCAGGUAACUUUAUUGAGAACCUAAAUUAA
This is a messenger RNA of Perca fluviatilis (European perch), 3249 nucleotides long. RefSeq names its product deleted in malignant brain tumors 1 protein-like. The record is from RefSeq and is a predicted model, not a curated record. Lineage: Eukaryota; Metazoa; Chordata; Actinopteri; Perciformes; Percidae. The transcript is spliced from 7 exons. Gene Ontology annotation, cellular component: membrane. The coding region runs from base 916 to 3249 and encodes 777 amino acids.